Suillus discolor is the source of this 588-nucleotide messenger RNA. RefSeq lists its product as uncharacterized. The transcript is spliced from 2 exons. The annotation marks the transcript as partial. Lineage: Eukaryota; Fungi; Basidiomycota; Agaricomycetes; Boletales; Suillaceae. The record is from RefSeq and is a predicted model, not a curated record. Gene Ontology annotation, molecular function: DNA-binding transcription factor activity, RNA polymerase II-specific; zinc ion binding; RNA polymerase II cis-regulatory region sequence-specific DNA binding. Gene Ontology annotation, biological process: positive regulation of transcription by RNA polymerase II; negative regulation of transcription by RNA polymerase II.
ACUCCUUUGUGGAGGAAGGACGAUGAAGGCAAGACCGUUUGCAAUGCAUGCGGCCUCUACUAUAAGCUUCAUGGCUCUGCUCGUUCCAUUAGUAUGAAAUCCGAUAUUAUUUGGAAGCGCUCUCGACACGAUGCUCGUGCGCAGCGCUCCUCCCUCACCGAGCCCCCAAGCGCAUCUAACACGCCUGGCACUCCUUCCGUUAUGGAGGAGACAGUUUCAGAAUGGGUUUUGGUGCAACAAGCGCAGGUACUUCUUCGUCUUCGCGGCACAGCAGCAUGGACUCGUCUGCCCACACAGUCGACGCGGGCACUGUUGUGCCACACCCGCCACUAUACUCCCCACCAACCCACCAUGAGACCCGCACCUGCCAUGGGGGUGUGGGUAUACCUGCGGGUGCGGGUGAUGCUUGCGACACCCACGGGUACACCCGUGUCAUUCCCUAGUGCUGUGCGAGGUCGUCCUUUCUGUCGAAUACUUGGUGGGUCAAAGAUCUGUCCACUCGAUUGCUCCUCAGCCCUUGCCCGCCUGGUGUGUUGUGUGAACAAGACAACAAAUUUAGCAAGAAAAACACGUACCGCAAUUCACUAA